Molecule: messenger RNA, 855 nt
Organism: Ascoidea rubescens DSM 1968
Lineage: Eukaryota; Fungi; Ascomycota; Saccharomycetes; Ascoideales; Ascoideaceae
Product: emp24/gp25L/p24 family protein
Exons: 1
Coding region: 144-668 (174 amino acids)
Biological process (GO): endoplasmic reticulum to Golgi vesicle-mediated transport; Golgi organization; intracellular protein transport
Cellular component (GO): endoplasmic reticulum; COPII-coated ER to Golgi transport vesicle; endoplasmic reticulum-Golgi intermediate compartment
Source: RefSeq, a predicted model, not a curated record
GAAAGAUAUUUGUGAAAAUGUUGUUGAUAUCGUUUGUUACCUUGAUAUUCUAUGUUUUGAGCACAGCCAAUGGGUUUUAUUUUUUUUUAAAUGGUGGAGAUAGGAAGUGUUUUUACAAAGAAUUGUCAGAAGGGACAAUUUUAAUGGGAAAAUACAAAAUUGAGGUGUUCGAUACUCGUAUUAAUGAUUAUAGGGCUACCACAGUGGACAUGGGCUUAGUUAUCGAUGUUGAAGAAGUUUUCGAUGAUGACCAUAAAGUUGUUCAUCAGAAGGGACAGCAAGGCACCGGGGAGUUCACAUUUACUGCAAUUGAUUCGGGUGAACAUCGAAUUUGUUUUAAUCCACAAUCAUAUGGAUGGAUUUCUAAGAUCAAGACCAAAGUUAAUAUCGACUUUACAAUUGGUGAGGCGAAAGUAUUCGAUAGUAAAAACAAAGAUGCAAUCGGGACUUUAACAUCAAGAGUUAAAGUAUUAACUAAUAAAGUUAAUGAGAUUAGAAGAGAACAAAAAUUAAUGAGAGAUAGAGAAGCAUUAUUUAGAGAUCAAAGUGAGAGCACGAAUUAUAGAGUAGUUAAAUGGUCAAUGAUUCAAUCUUUAGUUUUAACUGGAACUUGUAUUUGGCAAAUGAGACAUUUGAGAACAUUUUUUGUUAAACAAAAAUUGGUAUAGUUUUAAUUAAAUUUAAUUAAGGUACCCAUAAUAAUAUUUAUGAUCUUAUUUAUUUUAUUUUAUUUUAUUUUCAAUUUUUUUUUCAGUUAUUUAUUUUCAUAUUUUGGUAAGAAAGAAAAACAUGAUCAUUUCAUUAUCACCAUGAUUUAUUUAUAUAAAUGUAUAAAUGUACAAUAUUCUAUUUUAG